UUUGGUUUGACCGUGAUGCGUUAGAGCCGGCACUUGCCGCCCCUCGUUUUUUGUCUCUGAUAAGGCUCCGAGUUGGUUUUCUCAGAGCCCCUCGCAGGCCCCACCCUUCUAGAUCAGAACCACCCACCCCCCAUUAUUUAUCGACAAACAACCGCCCCCCCCACUUCUUGCUGCCUGGCCCCCACGGCCUAGGACUCAGUCCCUCCACAGAUUGCCAUUCGUUUCUGUCACCGUUGUGUCCCCGAGGCCGCCCAGGUCCGUUGUCUCCUCCUCUCGGCCCCCCGCCCCCCUUUUCGAGAGCCUGCAUCCGGGAUGAGGCUUGGAGAAUGGAGGAAGAGGGAGGCUCUGACAGUGUCCCCGCUCGGGGUGGCACUCUGUGCCCCAGGAGAGGGUGGCCCCGGGAGAGCGACUCCGGGACCCACAUCCUUUAAGCAGCAGAGGAGCGCGAGGAUCGUGGGCGCCAAGAACAGGACUCAGUGCUCCAUAAAGGACAACAGUUUCCAGUAUACUAUCCCUCAUGAUGACUCCUUAAGUGGCUCUUCAUCUGCCUCUUCCUGUGAACCAGUGAGUGAUUUUCCAGCCUCAUUCCGAAAAUCCACUUACUGGAUGAAGAUGAGAAGGAUCAAAGCGGCUGCUGCUUCUCACGUUGAAGGUUCAGGAGCUGUAGCAGCCAAAGGGAAAAGGAAACCCAGGCAGGAGGAAGAUGACGACUAUCGGGAGUUUCCGCAGAAGAAGCAUAAGCUUUAUGGGAGGAAGCAGCGGCCAAAAACUCAGCCUACUCCCAAACCGCAGCCUCGUCGCAUUCGGAAGGAGCCGCCAGUUUACGCAGCAGGCAGUUUGGAAGAGCAGUGGUACUUGGAAAUUGUGGAUAAAGGCAGCGUUUCUUGUCCUACCUGCCAGGCAGUUGGGAGGAAGACUAUAGAGGGUUUAAAGAAACACAUGGAGAACUGUAAACAGGAGAUGUUUACUUGUCAUCAUUGUGGGAAACAGCUACGUUCGCUGGCAGGGAUGAAGUAUCACGUCAUGGCAAAUCAUAAUAGCUUGCCCAUUUUGAAAGCUGGUGAUGAAAUAGAUGAGCCAAGUGAAAGGGAACGGCUCCGAACAGUUCUGAAGAGACUGGGAAAGCUCAGGUGCAUGCGUGAGAGUUGCUCCAGUAGCUUCACCAGCAUCAUGGGGUAUCUAUACCAUGUCAGAAAAUGUGGCAAAGGGGCUGCAGAACUGGAGAAGAUGACCCUGAAAUGUCACCACUGUGCAAAGCCGUACAGAUCGAAGGCUGGCCUGGCAUAUCACCUGAGGUCAGAGCACGGGCCCAUCUCCUUCUUUCCAGAAUCAGGACAGGCAGAGUGCUUAAAGGACAUGAGCCUGGAGCCAAAGAGUGGGGGCCGAGUUCAGAGACGGUCUGCCAAAAUUGCAGUGUACCACCUGCAGGAGCUGGCCUCUGCCGAGCUGGCCAAGGAGUGGCCCAAGAGGAAGGUGCUUCAGGAUCUGGUACCCGACGAUCGGAAGUUAAAAUACACUCGUCCUGGGCUGCCUACCUUCAGCCAGGAAGUGCUGCACAAAUGGAAGUCAGAUAUCAAGAAGUACCAUCGUAUUCAGUGUCCUAACCAGGGUUGUGAGGCUGUCUACAGUAGUGUAUCUGGUCUUAAAGCUCACCUGGGCUCUUGCACAUUGGGAAACUUUGUGGCUGGAAAAUAUAGGUGUCUUCUAUGUCAAAAAGAAUUUGUGUCAGAGAGUGGUGUCAAGUAUCACAUCAACUCUGUCCAUGCUGAGGAUUGGUUUGUUGUAAACCCAACUACAACCAAAAGCUUUGAGAAGCUGAUGAAGAUAAAACAGCGGCAGCAAGAGGAGGAAAAGCGGAGGCAACAGCAGCGGAGCCGAAGGUCUCUGAGAAGGCGGCCGCAGCCUGGCCCUGAGCUUCCUGACCCCGAGCUGAGUGUUAGAGUAGGAAAGGAUCAGAGGAGGAGCAAUGAGGACCUGGCAGUGUCGGCCUCCUGUAAGGAGCCAGAGCAGGAGCCAGUGGCAGCCCAGUUCCAGAAGGCCAAGGUCCCAAAGACUAAUCACAAACGAGGAAGGAAAUAGGCAUAGAGUGAAUGCCCUCCCAGGAGAGUGGAUGGGAUGCUGCUGCCCCAGGACCUGUGUGGGGAGAGCUGAGUCGGGGGGCUGUGGGAAGAUGCUUCCAGCUCUCUGUGUAAGGCUGGUACUUUCUCAGCUCCUUCCUCCUGUGUAAAUUUCAUUGUCUUCCCUACUUCUUCGCUUUUCCUUCCCUCCUGUUUAGUAGGCUUUUCUGCUAUUCCUUGUUGGAGUCCUCUUUGUUUUUCUCUUCCCUUGCCCAAAGAGCUGCUUCUUAAGGCCAAGUAUAGGCCUCUCUUGCCCUGUACAAGACUAAGAAACUUGUUUUGUUGUCUUUUCCUUCCUGGGGUAUAGAAUGUUCUUGAAAGAUCCAUUGAUUUAGUAGCUGCUCCAUUGUCUAGGUUAAAAAACAACUCGAGCUCAUUUUUAAAACCAUAACUGAUUUGUCAUUUUGUGUUUGUGGUACAGUAUGCCUAGAAGCUAGAACUGUUGACCUUGUCUCCUUGGAAACAGACUUUACAGAGGCUGUUUGAAUUCACUGUGGUUUUAGGAUUGAAAAUAAGAAAAUGGAUAUAGGAGCUAGGACCUCUCUACACUAGCUAAACUGGGACAUGACAAGCAGCAUUAGGAGUGUCCUCAGAAUUAAAAUGGCUAGAAAGAAAAAUUAGAAGCAGCAAUAACUACUACCCCAACUUUA
Ochotona princeps (American pika) is the source of this 2767-nucleotide messenger RNA. RefSeq names its product zinc finger protein 512 (gene ZNF512). The coding region runs from base 313 to 2079 and encodes 588 amino acids. The record is from RefSeq and is a predicted model, not a curated record. Lineage: Eukaryota; Metazoa; Chordata; Mammalia; Lagomorpha; Ochotonidae. Gene Ontology annotation, molecular function: zinc ion binding. The transcript is spliced from 14 exons.